CCGAUUCACGCAACUAUCAGCGAUAUAAAGGGCGACUGGAUUUUCUACAUGACUCCAAGUGUAGCCAGUGCCAUCCACACUUGCGGCUCUGGAACCCCCAACAAAAACACGGAGAAUUUGCAGCCCCUUAUUGCGGACCCCCAGACAUAUCUAAAGAGUCACGGAGGUGUCUCGAAAACUCUAGAGUUGCAGUUGACCGACGACCUGGUUCCAUUCGCCUCGGUCAGAGAGACGAAUGGAAAUCCUCACAGACAAAAUUGGAAAGCUCUUGCAGUCAAGGAUUCGACUAACACAGUUGUUGGAGGAUGGACGACUGUGUACGAUGAAGGAUUUGAGGUUCAUCUUCUUGACAAGACUCGCCUAAUGGCGCUGAUGCGGUACUCAAAGAAGGACUCCUGCCCCACAGCAAGUAACGGAGAUUUAGAGGAUCGAAAUGGGAGGACGACAUGCUAUACCACUGACGCGUCUAGAACGCAAAUAGGGUGGUACUACAUGACGGCAAGUGAUGGAUCCAUGCAUUCCGGCUGCUUUUAUGGAGAAAAAAAGCUGGGCUCGUUUGGUUUGGAGGCUGCCCCUUCUUUUGUGGCUGUGCGGCAGCAAAAUCAUACAGAGGGGGCAGAGAAUCGUGUCUUCGAGUCACCACAGGGCACCUCCCCGUCCUUUCUCUCUGAAGUUUCGUAUUACUUGAGCAAGGAGUAUGUAGACAAGCACAAUGAAAAGCCAACUAGCACAUGGAAAGCAGCCUACGACUCAUCCUUCAUUCAAAAGCAUCGCUCAGUUCUAUCUUCGUUGGUUAAGGAUUUCGGAUAUUCUAAAUUCAAUACUGCUGGUGGUGUUGUAGCAACGCCAUCUUUUCUUCAGGACGAAACUGGCUUGCGCGAAUCUGUUUCGACGCAGCUAUACGCUUGCCCCUGCAAAGAAGGUGCGGCGUGUUUGCUGACGGGGGGCAGGGAAGGGAGAAUGCGGACUGUGGUUCUUGGCUACUUUUGCGCUCGCCCUUGGAUUGCUUCUACUGGAGAUAUUGUUCAAGACACGCGCAAAGAGGAGGGUUCAGACGCGUCUUCGGCUGCCGUCCUGUCUCCCAUUAGCAUGCUGCAUAUCUCGACAGCGGAUGUCUCAAUCAGAGAGCACGACCCUGUUGCAUCACCCCAUUCUUACUUGACAGCCAGCAGCAACACCAGUGGCAGCAGUGGCAGUCUUCCAAAAGCAUUUGCUUGGCCGAACCCUUUCGCGGAUCCUUCUUUUACUGAAGAAGCAACGAACCAGGGCGAUUGCGGCAGUUGCUAUGCCCUUGCUGCGGUGUACGCUUUGGAGGAGAGGUUUAACAUUGGGCUCUCCAAGUUGCUGGGUCAGAAUGUUUCGGCAUUCAGUGGAAUUGAUCUGAAUGCAGCUCAAGCGACAGCAGCUCUAGGCCUUAGCAAUUCGUCAGCAGGAAAACUCUCUCCGCAGUCAAUUCUCGCUUGCUCCUUUUAUAAUCAAGGCUGCCACGGUGGAUUCCCGUACUUAGUGGGCAAGCACGCGACAGAAAUGGGUAUUCUGCAGGAUGGUUGCAUGCCAUAUAACGGAAUGGACCUUAAUUCGUGCCCUGUGCUGCAACGGUCCCCACAACAGCAGCCCAAAGAAUACACUUCUUCCUUUCUCGCACUGGACAGCGAGUCCAACGCCUGCCAUGUUGGCGACCAGAGAUGGUUCGCGAGUGACUAUGGCUACGUUGGGGGCUGCUACGAGUGCAGCCAGUGCUCUGGGGAGGAGAACAUUAUGAGGGAGAUAAUGGAAAGCGGUCCGGUUACAGCGGCGUUCGAUGCGCCCGCGUCCCUCUUCAGCUAUACUUCUGGGGUGUAUGACACGGAAGACGCGCCACAUGCGAGAGUAUGCGACACUCCGGGGGCCCCGGGGGCGUCCAAGGGCCUCAGCGGAUGGGAGUUCACGAAUCACGCGGUCAAUCUUGUGGGCUGGGGCGAGACCGAGGGAAGCGAGGCGUCUCCGCCGCUGAAGUAUUGGAUUGUUAGAAACACCUGGGGUUCAGGAUGGGGCAACCGCGGGUACUUCCUUCUCCGUAGAGGGAAAAACGUUGGCGGCAUCGAGAGCCAGGUUUCCUUCAUUGACCCUGACUUCACUCGCGGGAUGGGCAAGGCUAUUUUAGAAACCCUUCAAAGGAAAUCUAUUGCCUCUUGA
Molecule: messenger RNA, 2175 nt
Organism: Cyclospora cayetanensis
Lineage: Eukaryota; Apicomplexa; Conoidasida; Eucoccidiorida; Eimeriidae
Product: probable cathepsin C
Exons: 9
Coding region: 49-2175 (708 amino acids)
Cellular component (GO): lysosome
Molecular function (GO): cysteine-type endopeptidase activity
Source: RefSeq, a predicted model, not a curated record